Echinostoma caproni is the source of this 1821-nucleotide messenger RNA. NCBI's taxonomy places the organism in Eukaryota, Metazoa, Platyhelminthes, Trematoda, Plagiorchiida, Echinostomatidae. The record is from the annotation of a GenBank genome assembly.
AUGCUUUCUUUCUGUUCCCAUCUCUCAACCCAACCCCGGCAGAACCAGUGGCCUUCUGGACCAGGCUGUUCAUCCAAGGAGACCACGUCGAUGGAUGUGGUCACCAGCCUUCCUCAGGUAUUCGACAGUUCAUCCACUCCGUGCACCACAUCCUCGUCCUCGUCCAUCCCCACCACCUCGUCCACGACAGUGAAUAGUCACGAGCAAACACCCACUGACAGUCUUUUUUCAUCCUUGUUCACCGCACAACAUGAUCUAUCUACCCAGUUCUUGCCCGGUUUGAACGCGGCCGGAAUCACUGUCUAUCCGGUUCAGGUGUCGGCAAACGGACCCACCGUACUGGUGGCCGCCACGCCCUCGUCCACUUCGGCAAUUGGCACGAAAGGAUUUCUGAAUCGGACCGGUCUGAUCUCUAUUCCGACUGUGACCACCACCACGGCCACGACCACUACAACCGCUGUCACGAACAAACUCAUCCCCACGUGUUGUGCGGUCACGUGUACAAGCACCGCAUCUGCCACAGCCGCAAUCACAAACUCGAUUUCGGGUACUUUUGCCGGUACUCUGCUCAGUCCUGCCCUGACCGUGUCCACAACUGCGUCCAAUUCUUUACCACGAACUAAGCCCAAAUUCAAAGCCCUAUGGGAAUCGAAUCUGGGCAACACCGCAGAAUCUGAUGGGAUGCGUGCUAUGCAGACUACCGAUUCCCCGGUUGGUGAAUCGGUGCCAGAUCAGACUAGUUUAUUGGUAACCAGCUCAUCUACACGGAUCGUGAAUCACAUAUCCAAGCGCCAGUCACCGAUUCUCAUCGGGAGCAAAUCCAUUGGUCAAACACCAAAACGAUUGGCCGCAAGUGCAGCCUCGGCUGCUGCGGUUACGGUUAUCCCAACAUCUUCCCCAUCCUCCACUCCUUCCUCGUCCUCUACCGCUACCACGGUCAUCAACAGUACCGGGACUAGCAACUGUGCGCAAGAUAGCGAACGUAAAUCACCAAGUCAGCUGGACGGGGGGUCAAAGAAACUGUUACUUGUGUGCUCUCAACCGCAACAACCAGUUCCGAACUCCGGUCGAUUGGUCACAACCAUCAAUGCUACCGGUACUAAUGUCCAGUCAGAAGCGGUCGUCGAACCAACAUUGGCUAAAGUCGUGACCACCACACAAAACCAACAACAACAACAGUCGGUCGGUCGAGCGCGUGUUUCUGCUGACUCCGAACAGUCCGAACUCGUAUUCCUAACCAAUCCCAGUGUCUCACUUGCCUCCUCCACUGGGAUCGGCGGUUCGAGCACUUUGCAUCCGAACAGUCAAUCCCCCGGACUAACCACUGUGUCUCAAUCAGCCGCCCAGUCCGGAGGACUGUUUGUUCCAAAUCGAGGUACCACAGUGGUAUUGGUCAACCACAACACAAGUCAUCACAAUCACAUCGGCAAUAAUAACAACAACAAUAACAACACAGUAACAGCAACAGCCGCAACAACAACCACAGUCUCCGCAGUCCCAACUGGCGGUUCUCAAUCGACUGACCCAACGCGUGUGGCACCGGUGCCCAUGUCGGUUUCAGCAUCCGACUCGGAGGUCAGUGCCUUGCCAGUUCUGGCCAGCAGUCAAAAAAUCAUGGUGGAUAUAAGCCAACGGAUCAUGCGAACAGACGAGGCGGUAAGUCGAACUAGCACCAUCACCACCGACACCAGUGGGUCAGAUCAGAGGGACAGAUGGUGGCUGGGGAUAGGAGAGAGCAUUAUAGAUGUAACAGAAAGAGGAUCACACAUAAACAGCAUGGGGGGAUCUGCAAUAGAUGGGGUAAAUUAUGAUGUACAAUAG